GGCGGGGGUGGAGCCGGGCUCCGGGGCGGGGCGCGGGCGCCCGGGGGCGGAGGAGCCGGAGGCGGGAGGCGGGAGGCGACCGGGCCGUUUAAGCGGCCUCCCUCCCGCCCCCAGCCGCCGGGUCUGGCCCCGGCCCUGUCCCGACCCCCGGCCUGGCCCACUCCGGCCCUGCCCCGCCGAGCGGUCCGCCGGGCACGCGGGCGGCCUCCGGAGCAGCCCAAGCCCAUGAGGGCCGCGCGCCCGGCCGCCGGCGCUGACGAGACGGAGCUCCCGGCCCGCGAGGAGGAGCGGAGGAUCAAUGCGGUUCAAGAAUCGAUUCCAGCGGUUCAUGAACCACCGGGCCCCAGCCAAUGGCCGCUACAAACCAACUUGUUAUGAACAUGCUGCUAACUGUUACACACAUGCAUUCCUCAUUGUUCCGGCCAUCGUGGGCAGUGCCCUCCUCCAUCGGUUGUCUGAUGACUGCUGGGAAAAGAUAACAGCGUGGAUUUAUGGAAUGGGCCUCUGUGCCCUCUUCAUCGUUUCCACAGUAUUUCACAUUGUAUCAUGGAAAAAGAGCCACUUAAGGACAGUGGAGCAUUGUUUUCACAUGUGUGAUAGAAUGGUCAUCUAUUUCUUCAUUGCUGCUUCCUAUGCUCCAUGGUUAAAUCUCCGUGAACUUGGACCCCUGGCAUCUCAUAUGCGUUGGUUUAUCUGGCUCAUGGCAGCUGGAGGAACCAUUUAUGUAUUUCUCUACCAUGAAAAGUAUAAGGUGGUUGAACUCUUUUUCUAUCUUACGAUGGGGUUUUCUCCAGCCUUGGUGGUGACAUCAAUGAAUAACACCGAUGGACUUCACGAACUUGCCUGUGGGGGCUUAAUUUAUUGCCUGGGAGUUGUGUUCUUCAAGAGCGAUGGCAUCAUUCCAUUUGCCCAUGCCAUCUGGCACCUGUUUGUGGCCACGGCAGCUGCAGUGCAUUACUAUGCCAUUUGGAAAUAUCUUUACCGAAGCCCUACAGACUUUAUGCGCCAUUUAUGACCAAUCUGUACUAGGUCUCCAAAACAGUAUUAUUUCAAUUAUGGCACUUGGGAGUGGGGUAAGAGCCGAAAAUUGCACAGAGAAAAAGAAGACAACUGCACUGACUUCCUUUAUAUCUUUUGAAUAUAAUUACUGUGAAAGUAUAAAGGCUGUGUUCUGGAAUUUUCCCCCUCACAGCAAAUAAAUAAGGUAGUGAAUUAAUUAUUCAUUCCAUUCCACUAUCAUGAAGGACUCUGGAUAGACUUGGCCAACUGAUGUUUACAAACCAGAAUUUUGUAUUUUAAUUUUACAGAUUUUACUACAUGAUUUUUCUAAAUUACUAAGUCAGGUUGUAAAAGUCAGUGCAAUAACAAAUCUUCCUUUUUAAGAGAAAAUUAUUUCUAUCUCUUUCCCAUUAGCUGUGUAAAGAAUCAUGGACAGAACUUACACUACUUUUACCAUGUUUCAUCUUGGCAUAACAUGGUUAUUUUUUAAAUAGAAACCUUAGUUUUUUGUAAAUUUUUAAAAAAUAUUUCAUUGAAGCGCAUCUCUGCGUUUCCUCAUCCAUGUGAAUUUUUGCAGCAAGCUGUCAACAUUCCACAAACGAACAUUAUACCUCUUCUGAUAGUUUUAUUAAGCAUGGAGAAAUUGCCAAUUUUUAAAAACUGCAGUUUUCCAAACUUUUUGCCAGCCUCUGACUCUGAAUUCUGUGCUGCUUUGGGCCAUCUACUUGACCUAGUUUGGUUUACCAAUGAUGGACAAGUAUUUUGAUAUCAUCAACUUUUUCAGAAGAUUCAACUUUUUCUCUUUGCCUUUGUCAUGUUUUCUUCAGGGUCUCUGAAAACAGUGGAUGAGUAUUCCAUCUGAAUUACGAGAGUAUUAUUGGGUUGGCCAUCCACUGAAAACUCCUGAAGAGACUUACGAAUUACAGUGAACAGUGGUAUUGUCUGUUUGGUGCCCGACAGUUAAGUCAUCGUCACUUAGCUUUAUAUUAUCAAUUUGAUAUUCAUUUUAAAUUAUGAAACUAGAUGCAUGAAUUCACAUUUCUACCUUUCCUCUGCAUCUCCUGAUAUACUUUUCUUUUUCAUAGAAAAAUAUUUAAAGCACUGUUUGACAGAUAGAAACUCAUGUGUCGGUGGUCCAUGGGUUAUAUCCUGGCUCAGUGGAGUGAUAUUUAAUAUAUUAUUUUUGGUUUUCCCUAAGUGUCUUAUAUUAAGAUUAACAUAUUAGUUGUUUUGUUGGUUAAUCUCUUGUUGGUGUUUUCAUAAAUGAGCUGACCCUGCCUUUAGAUUGGGUGCUGACAUCGACUACUUUCUAGUAAUGGGUUUGAUCAAUGGAAUUGUUGGUUUGAUGAUACAUUUAGUCUCAUUCAUUGAAAUUUUGUACUGAUUUGGCUUUAAAAGAGGGUUUAUUUUGUAUGUGUAUGUUUAGAAUGCUCUGAUUUUGGUGAAUUGUAUGGGAAUGAGGCACAGAAGAACUGGUAUUUGCUGGUGAAUUCUUAAAUAGGCGAAGUACCCAGUGAUAACGACAACCAGACCACCCCUUUCUGCAUGAUUCUGAACAUCUAGAUGCCUGUUGUUUUAUUGUGUAUAUUUUAUUUUUAAUAUAUUAACUUUUGUAGAUUCAUUUGAAGUCUACUCAAAAGUAACACUGUCAAAACCACUAAAAUGUAUGUAAAAAAUUGUGCUGUAGACUAGAAUAAAAUUGUUACUUGGA
Molecule: messenger RNA, 2710 nt
Organism: Ceratotherium simum simum (southern white rhinoceros)
Lineage: Eukaryota; Metazoa; Chordata; Mammalia; Perissodactyla; Rhinocerotidae
Gene: MMD
Product: monocyte to macrophage differentiation associated
Cellular component (GO): membrane
Molecular function (GO): pore-forming activity
Source: RefSeq, a predicted model, not a curated record